Messenger RNA from Megalops cyprinoides (Indo-Pacific tarpon), 2457 nucleotides. Its product is annotated as V-set and immunoglobulin domain-containing protein 10-like 2. The coding region runs from base 1 to 2457 and encodes 818 amino acids. The record is from RefSeq and is a predicted model, not a curated record. NCBI's taxonomy places the organism in Eukaryota, Metazoa, Chordata, Actinopteri, Elopiformes, Megalopidae. The transcript is spliced from 12 exons. Gene Ontology annotation, molecular function: protein binding.
AUGCAGAUCCAGUUACUCUGCUUGGAGAUCCUGGACCCUGGGGAGGUGGUGUAUGUCCAGACGGUGACCAAAGGAGUGGUAGGCCGCUCCGUGAUGCUGGAAUGUGGCACCACCCUCCCGGACGUCUACAUCUGGGGCUUCACCAUGCCGGGCGACGAGCACAUCCGCGCCGUAGUCUACAACUUCGGCAAGGGCCCCAAGCUGCAGAAGCUGGCCACCGCCCUGGGUGACAUAAGCAUCAUCACCGACUCGUCCUCCCUGCUCAUCGACAAGCUUCCCUUGUUCGCACAGGGCCUCUACACCUGCCAAGCCCUGUACGACACCAAGGAGGGGGCCAAGGUCUACUACUACUAUGUACAGCUGCUUGUUCUGGUGCCAGUGUCCAAGCCCUACAUCCUGGCCAGUGACACGUCGCCGGCGGAGGGGACGCCCAUGUGGAUGCGCUGCAACCUGGAGAACGGCACGGGCCCCAUAAACUACGUGUGGGAGCGCGAGAGCCGCGACGGCAGCACCGCCAGGGUCGCCGAGGGCAACGCCAGCCUGGUCAACGUCACCUUCGUCAACCGCAACCACACCGGCUGGUACAGGUGCCUCGCCAGCAACGAGGUGAACGAGCAGCGCAGCGACCGCAUCUGGCUGGACAUAAUCUAUGGUCCCGAUGUGCCUCAGAUUGGCGUGACUCCUUACUCGGUGACGGAGCGGGGUUAUUCGGCCCUCGAGAGAGAAACGGUGUCCCUCAUGUGCCAGGCCUCCUCCAACCCCCCCAGCCAGUACGUCUGGUUUUACAACAACUCCCAGGUGUACACCGGGCCUCAGUUCACCAUCACCAAGAUCCUGCGCAUGCACACCGGUCACUACUCCUGCCUGGCCCAGAACACCUACCUCAACACCCGCUCCAGGACCACCAUCACCCUCACUGUCUACUAUCCGCCAGAUGGAAAUCCCACUUGCACUGUCCUCCCCACCAACAACUACACUGACCUGGCCCUCUGGUGCUCCUGGGUAGGGGGUAACCCUUCGGCUACCCUUUUCUGGAACCCCACUCCGGUCAGUGCAGAUACGCAGGGGCGCUCCCACACCAACGCUACCCUGAUACAGCCCGGCUACCAAACCAGGGACGGCUCCACGUUCACCUGCAUGGGCUCGCAUGUGGCACUGAACUCCACCUCCGGCUGUAACGUGACUGCAUUGCUGCCCCCUGGUGAUCCCCAGUGCUACGCUUUCGCCACGCGUAACAAUGAGUACUUAAUGUUGUCGUGCUCCUGGGAGGGGGGAACCCCGCGGGCUCUGCUUUCCUGGGUCUCCGGCAAUGGAGCACCUGAGGGCAGCUCUGAGGAGAAUGCCAACAUCCUGGUCCUCAGGUCCAGCGCCACCUACAGCGGGAAGGCCUUUGUGUGCCAGGCCAAGCACCCACUGUCUCCCGCAAGCAAGCAGUGCGUUCUCAAGCUGGAGGCCCCGGUGCUGAUGACACACCGCAGCGUGGUGUCCGUCUAUGAGGGCGACGACGUCCAGCUCAACUGCGUCCUGAAGGCCAACUACCCGGCCACCGAGAUCACCUGGUACAACAACCUGAAGCAGACGGUGUGGGACACCCCCAAGUACCUCCUGCAGAACGAGGCCGCCUGGUCCAACCUGACGGUGCGCGAGGCAGACGGGGCGCGGGACAGCGGCCAGUACUGGUGCUCCGCCACCAACGCCGUGGGAGGGGCCGAGAUCCCCAUCACCCUCUAUGUCAAGAUGUAUCCCGCCCCUCCCAACGUGACCAUCAGCAAGCUCCUGUACAGCAGUCGGGAGCGGACCGAGGUGGAGCUGGAGUGGGUGACCCUGAGCGAGGGGGACAUCACCAGCUUCAUCGUGGAGCGCCAGCGGGCCCAAGAGCCGGAGGUCAAGGCCAGCUGGGACGGACCCUGGCAGAUGGCGGCCGCGGACCUGGAGCCGAGCGUGCGCAGCCACACCCUACCAGGCCUAGACCCCACAGCCGAGUACGCGUUCCGCAUCACGGCUGUCAAUCACCGCACCUUAGGAUACCCCUCCGAGCUCAGGACCCCAGCCUCCCCGCCCUUCAGUGCGUACCCCGCGGUCAUCGGCGCUGCCAUUGGGGGCAUGCUCAUAGCCACCAUUGGCACCAUACUGCUCUUCAUGUACAUCAUCAGGAACCGCAACAAUAACCCACGUCUUCAUGAUAUGAUCUUUGGAUUGCAGCACAGCCAGUCCAGGGAGAACAUCAACUUCCCAGAGGACGAGACUGUUGGUGAGAUAGAGGGAGACGGAGGUGCAGGGGGGGAGCACAGCCCCCAGGCCGCCGAGCACAGCCCCCGUGCUGUUGGACUCAGCCCUGGUUCCAGCACAGAGCCAGCGGCGGCAUCAGCCAGCCCCGCCUCCGCAUCACAAGGCCCACCCACUGGAGAUGACGACGAGCCUGUCAAUGUUACCAUUACUGUCAUGGCUACCAGCUGA